UUUAAAUUUGUAACUGUCAAUUUUCCAGUGCUGUUGUGUCAAUUGUCAGUUGUCAUGCUGAGGUGAGAGUACAAAAAUUACAACUGUGUUGCUAAUUGUAGAAGUAAGUUUCUGUGGAAGUUUCUCGAAUUUUUCUGUACCAAUUUGAAGAUGGAAUUUCAAUCAUCACGUUUACCUUUAAACAAUGUGAUUAUUAACACAGGCAAUUUAUUAUCAUUGAAUGAUAUCACCAAGAAACCUGGGCAAAAUACCACGGAAGAGUUGGUGGAGGCGCUUACCAUCACGCUGAAAGAUUUUCAAAGUACCAACAAAAUUGAUUCAAUCGAGGACCAUCACCUGACGAUAACUAGACCGUUUGAAGAUUUGGCAAGCAAAAUUGCGGAGCAUGAGAUUAAUGAUCUUAAGAUUGGACUAAAGAUAUUUGUAGAGAAUGAUAAAGAGCAACAAAUGGUGGAAGCUAUAGAAAAAACUUUUAAGGCCUUGAAUAUAAGCUCGGUUCAAAACGUCAUACUCUCCUACAAUAACAAACAGAGUGAAGGGCAAAAUGAUGUCAUUGGAAAAAUAAAGAAUAUCUGGCAAACUUUGGAAAAAUUCGUUCAAGAGAAAAAGAUAUUGCAAAUUGGAAUAUCGGACGUUGAAGAGCUGGCUUUUAGAACUCUAUACGAAUGGGCUACUGUGAAACCUAGUAUUAUUCAAAUAAAUUUGGCAUCAUGUUGCGUGGUUCCGCCAACAUUACAGACUUUUUGCAAAGAUAAUGAAGUGCAACUGUUGACGCACAGUGAUCCUAAUGAUAUUUUACCAGAACAGUCCAUUCAAGGUUUAUUCGGUGCACAAUUGUCAUUAAAAUGGGUUGUGCGCUUUUUGGUACACAUCAAAUGUCGCGGUGUAUUGACGACAAAAGGGUACUUAGUGAGCCUCUGUAACGAUUGAUAAUAUAGUACCGUUAUUGAUUGUUGUGAAAUGAUAGUUUAUGCUUGUUACUUAAAUUUUGUAUUUUUGUACACCUUGUUUUGCUGCAGUAUUGUAUUGUUACACAUU
This is a messenger RNA of Photinus pyralis (common eastern firefly), 1038 nucleotides long. It is a transcript of the gene Gclm, whose product is annotated as glutamate--cysteine ligase regulatory subunit. The record is from RefSeq and is a predicted model, not a curated record. The transcript has 5 exons. Gene Ontology annotation, molecular function: enzyme regulator activity; glutamate-cysteine ligase catalytic subunit binding. Bases 151 to 930 code for a protein of 259 amino acids. NCBI's taxonomy places the organism in Eukaryota, Metazoa, Arthropoda, Insecta, Coleoptera, Lampyridae. Gene Ontology annotation, biological process: glutathione biosynthetic process. Gene Ontology annotation, cellular component: glutamate-cysteine ligase complex.